This is a messenger RNA of Pyrgilauda ruficollis (rufous-necked snowfinch), 1272 nucleotides long. RefSeq names its product ankyrin repeat domain 66 (gene ANKRD66). The transcript is spliced from 4 exons. The coding region runs from base 338 to 1042 and encodes 234 amino acids. The record is from RefSeq and is a predicted model, not a curated record. Gene Ontology annotation, molecular function: protein binding. NCBI's taxonomy places the organism in Eukaryota, Metazoa, Chordata, Aves, Passeriformes, Passeridae.
UGCGGUGUCCUGGCUGCCCCCUGCUCCCGUCCCGCCGUCCAGAGGAGCAGGAUGUCCCCUCUGGCCACCCACGGCCCUCCGGAGCCGCCGAGCAGCGGCUGCUCCCUCAGGAGGCGGCCUCUGUCGCAGGCACAGCGACUGCCGGGCUCUCCCCGAAGGGGAGGGACCAAACUCUGCCUUAGUUUUCAGCUGAGACAAUCUUUCUGGGAGAAAUCUUCCCUGGGCCUGGAAAACAAGUUUCUGGCAUGGAGCCAUCCCCAACACAGCCUGCGCGUCCCAGCGGAGCCCGCGGCCGCCGAGGUGCUGGGCAGUGCCCCGGUACGGCAGGGACACGGUCAUGUGUGGGCUCCUUGUCUGUGAGCUCUGGAUCUCCCGGCAGGGGCUGGGUCAAGCAGCAGGAACCCCACGAGAAAAUUCCCCCGGAUGCGUUGCAACACCCCGUGGAGGAGCUGCAAUGCCUGUGGCCGGCAGGUGCCUUCCUGAAGAGUGCAGCAUGACAGAGCUCCAUGAAGCCGUGGCUGUGGGCGACUAUGACCUGGUGAAAAAGAUUUUGAAGGCAGGGCGCUGCGACCCAAACCAGAAGGAUGUCGACUGGCAUGACAGGACCCCCCUGCACUGGGCUGCUGCCAAAGGGCGGCCGGACCUGGUCAUGCUCCUGGUGGAUCACGGUGCCCGGCACUGCCUGCGGAGCGAUGUGGGCUGGACCGCGGCUCACUUCGCUGCCGAGGCGGGGAAGCUGCCGGUGCUCCGCGCCCUUCACUCCCUGCACGCUGCUAUGGAUGCCGCCGACCUCUUCGGAGACACUCCACGGAGGCUCGCGGAGAUCUACGGACACCGGGAGUGCUCCAAAUUCUUGGAAAAAGCAGAGGUGGAGAGCAGGAACUACCGCAGGAAAGCUGCACUGAAAAAAAUCCCCUUAGACCAGAGAGAUGAAGACUGGGAACUCAAGAAAGAAGAGCUUAAGAAAAAUCCACCAUGUUUUUGGGAGAAGUGUACGGCCUCUAUUCUAAAGAAAAAUGGGGGAAAAAAGGGGAAGCAGUAGUGUGCCCUGCCUGUCUGGGGCCUCUGAGUGCUUGCAAUGCAGAGCAAAGGCACUGGCAGACCUCAGGUGGAUCUGCAGUGUGAUAUUUGGGUGAAGGGAAGAAGCAGAAGGCUACAAGAGUGCAUCCUUAGAGAUAUACUGUAAACAAUCUCCUUAAGAGCCAGAAGUGCAUCGGCCUCUCUAUGUGUUUCUAUGUAUCGGAUCUCAAAAAUAAAAACAACUGAAGAAUA